GAACAUCCAACUACCCCAAUUACCUUUAAAUACUAGUAUUCCUAUCACAUCUAAACUCAUCACCCUUUUUUACAUCUAACAAUGGCUUCUGCUUCUUCUAAGAGUGCUUUCUUCACAUUUCUUCUAACCCUUACAUUUCUUUCCUUUUCUCACAUCGAAGUUUCUGAAGCACAAGCUACACCUCCUAUAGUAAAGGGACUAUCAUGGACCUUCUACGAUUCAAAAUGUCCUAAGCUUGAAUCUAUCAUCAGAACUGAGCUCAAGAAAAUCUUUGAUAAAGAUAUUGGCCAAGCUGCUGGCUUACUUCGCGUUCACUUCCAUGACUGCUUUGUUCAGGGUUGUGAUGGAUCAGUAUUAUUGGAUGGAUCAGCAAGUGGUCCAAGUGAGAAAGAUGCACCUCCAAACUUGACUCUUAGGGCUGAGGCCUUCAAGAUAAUCGAAAAACUCCGCAGCAGUGUCCAGAAGCAGUGCGGAAGAAUCGUCUCUUGUGCUGAUAUCACCGCUGUCGCAGCGCGUGACUCCGUUUUCCUCUCAGGAGGACCAGAUUACAAAAUUCCAUUAGGAAGAAGAGAUUCAUUAACAUUUGCAACACAAGAAGUAACAAAACAGAACCUUCCUUCACCAACAAGCAACACAACAACAAUCCUAAACUCACUCGCAACCAAAAACCUUAACCCAACAGAUGUAGUAGCACUCUCAGGUGGUCACACAAUAGGCAUAAGCCACUGCAGUUCUUUCACAAACAGACUCUACCCAACACAAGACACUGUCAUGGACAAAACCUACGGCAAAAACCUUAAACUCACUUGUCCUACUUCCACCACAGACAACACAACUGUUCUGGAUAUCCGUAGUCCUAACAAGUUUGAUAACAAAUACUACGUCGAUCUUAUGAAUCGUCAGGGUCUUUUUACCUCGGAUCAGGAUUUGUACACUGAUAAGAGGACUAAGAGUAUUGUUACUGAUUUUGCUGUGAAUCAGUCUCUUUUCUAUGAGAAAUUUAUUGCUGCUAUGCUUAAAAUGGGUCAGUUUAAUGUUUUGACUGGAACUCAAGGAGAGAUUCGUGCUAAUUGCUCUGCUAGGAAUAAGGAUAGCAAAUCUUUCAUUGCUUCUGUUGCUGAAGAUGUGGUUGAAGGAUUUUUGGAAAUGUAAUAAAUUAUAGCAAAUCUUUGUUUCUUGUUUCUAGAGGUUAGUUUUAUCAUGAUGUAAUAAUGUUCCUUACUUUUACUAAAGUAAUGGAAAAAUCUAGGUGAGUGCUUUAGCAUUUUGCAUACCUGUUGUAAGAAUGUUAAUUUGGAAAAAUAAAAGCUUGUGUUGCAUUUUUUUAAUUUUCUUUUCCGUCUCAA
This is a messenger RNA of Vicia villosa (hairy vetch), 1346 nucleotides long. Its product is annotated as peroxidase 12-like. Gene Ontology annotation, biological process: response to oxidative stress; hydrogen peroxide catabolic process. The coding region runs from base 82 to 1152 and encodes 356 amino acids. The record is from RefSeq and is a predicted model, not a curated record. Lineage: Eukaryota; Viridiplantae; Streptophyta; Magnoliopsida; Fabales; Fabaceae. The transcript is spliced from 3 exons. Gene Ontology annotation, molecular function: peroxidase activity; heme binding. Gene Ontology annotation, cellular component: plant-type cell wall; plasmodesma.